This is a messenger RNA of Patiria miniata (bat star), 3413 nucleotides long. It is a transcript of the gene pomt2, whose product is annotated as protein O-mannosyl-transferase 2-like. The record is from RefSeq and is a predicted model, not a curated record. Gene Ontology annotation, molecular function: dolichyl-phosphate-mannose-protein mannosyltransferase activity. Bases 41 to 2167 code for a protein of 708 amino acids. Gene Ontology annotation, cellular component: endoplasmic reticulum; membrane. Gene Ontology annotation, biological process: protein O-linked glycosylation via mannose. Lineage: Eukaryota; Metazoa; Echinodermata; Asteroidea; Valvatida; Asterinidae. The transcript has 19 exons.
AGAGGGCGCUACAUGCACAUGUGACAUUGUAAGCGUGAAAAUGGUGCGGUGGGAUAUGAAUAUUAUUAAUAAUAAAAAUAUAUUUUGUAUUCCGGUAUUAAAGAUGAUCACUUUGUUUGCUGUCGUCUUGGCUUCAAUGGCUACCAGAUUUUACAAACUGUCCGAACCUGAACAUGUUUGUUGGGAUGAGACACAUUUUGGGAAAAUGGGGAGUUAUUAUAUCAACAGGACAUUCUUCUUUGAUGUACAUCCACCUCUGGGAAAGAUGCUGAUUGGUCUGUCAGGGGUCCUGAGUGGAUAUGAUGGCACGUUUGCCUUUGAUAAGCCAGGGGACAGUUACAAUGACAAAACCUAUGUUGGAAUGAGAGCUUUUUGUGCCUUGCUGGGGUCUGCUAUUGCCCCACUAUCCUUCCUUACUGUAUUGGAACUAACUCAGUCAAUACCAGCUGGAAUCUUGGCUGCUGCUUUUAUAAUAUGUGAUACUGGAUGCCUGACAUUAUCCCAGUAUAUUCUCUUGGAUCCAAUCCUGCUGUUCUUCAUUGCACUGUCUACAUACUGCCUGGUCAAGUUCUACUCAGUGUCACACAAACCCUUCCAUCUAUCAUGGUGGCUAUGGAUGGCAGCAACUGGUUUCUCAUUGGCUUGUGCAUUCAGUGUGAAGUUUGUUGGUCUAUUCAUAAUACUCUUGGCUGGAGCAACUACAGUACAGGAUCUGUGGGGUCUCCUGGGAGAACUCACCUUAACAAAGAUGACACUGUUUCGCCAUUUGUUGGCAAGAGUUGUGUGUCUGAUAUUUCUACCAGGACUCGUUUACCUCAUCAUUUUUGCAGUUCAUCUUCAAGUUCUUAAUGCAAGUGGGCCUGGCGAUGCUCAUUUCAGUUCUCAAUUCCAGUCAAGUCUCUUGGGUAACAAUUUGUACAAUACUUCCAUGCCCAGGGAUGUUGCGUAUGGAUCAGUAAUCACAUUAAGAAAUCACAGAGCAGGUGGAGGGCUCCUUCAUUCACAUAUGCAUCUCUAUCCUGAAGGAUUUGGCCCAAAGCAGCAACAGAUUACAACAUACUCUUACAAAGAUGAAAAUAAUAAUUGGUUGAUUAAAAGAGCUGAUGUGGAGCAUGACCCAUCACGGCCCAUCCAGUUUGUUACCCAUGGUGAUUAUGUACGACUUGAACACAUCCAAACUGCAAGAAAUCUUCACAGUCACGAAGAACCAGCACCACUAACUAAGCAGCACUUCCAAGUUUCUGGAUAUGGCAUUAAUGGCUCAGGAGACAUGAAUGAUAUUUGGCAAGUUGAGUUAAUCAAUCAGAAUGCAGGAGUGCGUAUCCAGACAGUCUUAUCUAAGAUAAAACUCAUCCACUACAAUACUGGUUGUGUGUUGUAUACAAGUGCUAAAUGGCUUCCUAAAUGGGGUUUUGAACAGAGGGAGGUCACAUGUAAUCCAGACACUAGAGAUUCCAAUAGUUUAUGGAAUGUGGAAGAUCAUGUCAACCCUAGAUUGCCCAACUUGAGUUUCCAAGUCCUUGCACCGUCCUUUCUUGAGAAAUUCAUUGAAUCUCACAUUGUUAUGCUGCAGGGUAACAGUGAGCUUAAGCCAAAAGCUGGUGAAAUUACAUCUCAGCCCUGGCAAUGGCCAAUCAACUACAAAGGCCAGUUGUUCUCGGGAGGAGUCAAAGCAGCUUAUACUGUCUACCUUCUGGGAAAUCCUAUCAUCUUUGUGGGAAAUCUGAUUUGUUUGACGGUCUUCUUGGUCCUGUAUGUUAUCUGGGCUUUGUUGGAGAAGAGGGGGUGUACAUUAACACCAAAAAUGAAAGAGAGAUGCCAUUCAACAUUUGGUGUGUGUUGCUUUCUCUUCAUUGGCUGGUUCUUCCAUUAUGCUCCAUUUUACACAAUGAGACGAGUACUCUACUUCCAUCAUUACUUCCCAGCAAUGCUAUUCAACAGCAUGCUCUCAGGUGUGCUUCUUGACUUUAUUUUCCAACUCGUGGAGGAUUUCUUUUCAGCCAAGAGUAGGGUUAAUAUCUACAAUAGCAGCAUUGUGAUUUCGCUGUCUAUCAUUGCACAUAGUUUCUACCUAUUUCACCCUCUGUCCUAUGGGAUUACCACAUCAUCAUUCAAUACAACUAGUAACAUGGCUGGCCUACAUUGGAUGGACUCCUGGGAGUUCUAAUGUUCUUCCUAGCGCCAGUGUCUUUCUACCUGGUUGAUGAGGCCUUGAAAUAUCUUUAUUCCCACUUAAGCAAAAAGUAUUCUUGCCUCUCCUAAUUAAUGUUGAGUCGCAUUACUACUCUCGUGUUUUCAAUGGUACAUGUUCUUUAAUUUAAUUGAUUAUUGCAAGUCUUAUUUAAUUUAUUUUUGGGUGGCAGAGCACCACUAGGGUUAUUUCCAGAGGUUGCAGGUUCAUGAACAAUUAAAAUCAAGUAAAUGUUUUUGAUAGAUAAAACUUAAUCAAUCUUUAAAAAACUAUAGUUUACAUUUUCCUUAUGAACAUCUAUCUCAGAGGCUUGUUGAAUUCAGAUUUUGUAUUUUUAAGCGAAAACUAUUCUUGCCUCUCCUAAGCAAUUUGGGAUCUUUGCAUAAAUACACUUUUUUUAAUGGUACUAUUAAUUCAAUUGAUUGUUGUAAGGCGUAUUUAUAUUAUAGUUUUGUCUGGGGUGGGGGGGGGGUACAGAACACCAGUAGGGUCAUUUCCAGAGGUUGCAGGUUCAUUUCCCAUGGCACUCCAGUCGGUUUCUUAUCCAAUUUGUAAUUAUAUGUGUGCACCUAAUCAGCGUCAGCGUGUUGUUUAUUGUUCGUUUUUAAACCUAUUUUACAUGUACAGGGUCGUAAGUAAUGAAAUAACACUAAAAUGAAAGAAAUAAACUGCUAGAUUAAAUUCUCAAUAGGGACUAUUAGUAUAAAAAAAAGUAUGCAAAGUACAGGAGAUGUAUGCAACUCAUUAAAAAAAAAAGAUGACGAUGUCAUUCUUUUGCGAGUUUUUCUCAUAGGGCCCACUAUCAUGAAUUAGCAUCUGUGAUGAAUAAGUUUUAGUUUGUCAUCCUGUAAGUAAAACCUGUAUUGUACUUUUAUCUAAUCGUACAACAACGAGUGACAGAAACACACCAUCUUAAGAUGAACGUGCUACAUUAAGCAAAAAGUAGUUAGCUCAUGUUUACCAAUUGUCUGCAUAUUAACCAAAAAGUAUCCGAGAAUCAGGUUUGCCUAAUUUGCUACCAGUUUCCAGACUUUAAGUGCAAUAAUUCACAUGUUUUAUUACAAAAUAAUGAAACAGAAAAAAACAGUGAUGAAGUUAAACAUAAUAUAUUUACUUGCAUGGAAGAUGUUUUGAAGUGUUCCUGUAAACGAAUAGGUCUAACUUUUACUGUACAAGUAUUUUUGUAUAUACUAGUAAUGUGAUAAAUUAUUUUAAUUUUGUA